Molecule: messenger RNA, 6006 nt
Organism: Closterium sp. Yama58-4
Lineage: Eukaryota; Viridiplantae; Streptophyta; Zygnematophyceae; Desmidiales; Closteriaceae
Source: the annotation of a GenBank genome assembly
AUGGACGCCGUGUACGGAUUACUGUCGGGCAGCUGGCUGCUCGGCACCCCCAAGGCGCCGCCAAAACCGGAGCCAGCAGAUGACGUGGACAGGCCAGUGCCGGAGGAAUGGAGGUCCAAGUACCCCUUCAGAAGCGACGAUCCCACGGAGCAGCGCCUGAAGCAGCUGCUGGAAGCGUACGAGGAGUCCAGCAGAGAGGGCGCGUCGGCGGCGUCGAAUGCGACGCUGCUGGUGUUCCUGUCGGCGCUCGUCGAGGCGUACGCCGACUGGUUCCCGCCCGAACCGGACCCCGACCAAGAUGCGCACGCGCGCGCGGAUGACGCGCACGACGACGCGCAAGAGGGCGACGGCGCGGAGGGCGAGGGGGAGGCGGGCGGUCAGCGGCUGGGGCACCCGCUGGAAGUGGUGCGGUGCGUGGCGCGCCAGCUGGCAGAGUUUGCACGCGUGGCGAAAUCACGAGGGCCAUCUGCGUCUGCAGAGAAUCAAUCAGCCAAUCAAGACGCGCCAGGUGGCAGCGCAUCAGAGGGCCAGAGCCGAUCGGCAGUGGGCAGCACGACGCUGUGGAUCGCCGCGCACAACCGCCGCCUGCUCGCCUUCUUCCGCUCCGUCUCCGCCGCCAUCCACAUCCUCUCCGGCAUAUCAGCGGAUCUGCGCGUGGCAGCGGCGCCCAUCAUCGCCACGCCCAUGCCCUCGCCACACCCUGACCCCCCCCGCACCACACCGGGCAGGAGCAUCAACAGCAGCACUAGCAGCAGCGGGCGUGGGGCGGGCGCUGCAUGGGGGGCAGAGUUUGGGACGAAGCGGGCCGCGCACUGCAUAGAGGCGGGGGGCACGCUGCUGCUGGCGCUGCAGGUGAUGCGGUCGGUGGUGUACGCCAGUGUGACAGCACGCGCCUCCUUCAUCGCCUCGCAGGGCCUGCACCACGCCCUCGACCUCAUCGCCUGGCCCUCGCACCUCCUGCACUGCCACCUCGAGCGCAUAAUGGAGUUGGAGAACGAUCUGUUUGAGGAGUUCAGCAUUCAGCUGCUCGCAUUCUCCGUCAUCCAGGAAGCCAUAUUCCUCAACGCAGCAGCACUGGAGAUGGUACGGGACCUACACGGCUUCCCGCGUUUCUCCGCCUUCCUGCGCUGGGCCGCCUUCCUCUUCACCAAAUCAUCCUCCGAACUGCACCCCACGCUCAGCGGUGGGAAGAGUGGUGGCACAGGCGGGGGUGGGGGCGGAGCAGGGGCGGCAGGGGGGGGGGAGAGGUCGUGGGCGCGGGAGAAGCUGCUGGCGAGCAGCACGUUCAGGCGCGUGACAGCGGAGCGCAACAGCACGGACGAGGCGCUCAUGGCGUGGAACCCCCAUGCUGCCGUCGCCUGCACCGUGCUCUGCCGCUUCCUUGCUGAUGCCGUGCCCGCCGCUGCCCUGCGCAGGGGGCAUGGGCAUGGUCACGGGCAUGGGCAUGGGCACGGGCACGGGCAUGGGCACGGGCACGGGGGAGGGUACGGGCAGGACAUGGGGUGGGACGCGGAUCCGGAGGAGUAUCGCGAGCAGGCGGCGCAGUGUGUGGCGGGGGCGCUGCUGGGCGUGUUUCAGCAGCAGGUGGGCGACUGGUACGACGCAGCAGCAGCACGCAUGUUCCGGUCCCUCUCCCCCGCCCUGCAGCUCUUCACAGUGCAUCAGCUGCGUCGCAUCCUCGGGUCCCUCAUUGCUGGGGCAGAACACUUCCGCUCUGCGCGCCUGUGGAACGCGCUCUUCUCGCCCAUCUUCUUCUUCUUCGGCGCUCAGACCAGGCCGCGCCACCCGCUGCUCUCGCCACGCCUGCUGGGGCCCAAGGCAGCUGCGCUUGCUGCUGCGCCACCCACAGCCGGUGCUGCUGCAGGCGCGGCGAGGGGAAGUGCAGGGGGAGCGGUCGGAGAGGGCCAGCAGUGGCAGUCGUUUGCGCGGACGAGCUCGGCCGGGGAGGCAACAGCAGCAGUGGGGGCGGACAGCAGAGCAGGAGCAGCGGAAGGAGGGUUAGCCAGUGGUGGCAGUGGGGGCAGCAGCAGCAGGCACGGCGAGGCGUUGGUGGUCUUGCUAGACCCAGCUCUAGAGUAUGUCAACCUGCCGUCUUCCCCCGACGCGGAGAGGCUACGGGGGGACAUAGUGGCACUGGUGGAGCUGGCAGUAUCAGUGGACAUGGGCGAUGGCAGCGCCACCGAGUGCGCGCUGCUGCUCGCUGCUCUCGAGGCCUGCUGCACGCAGCCCAGUGCUGCUGCUCUGCUGGCCCACGCGCUGCAGCGCCUGCUGCAUGCCAGGGACACGGACGCUGUCAGGGAGCUGUCGGCCGUGCCCCGCCUCGCUGCCAUCAUCGACCGCCAGCACGCCGCCGCCGCUGCUGCUGCUCUCCCCUCCGCCACGCCUCCCCUCACCCCGUCGCAGCUCCUCCCCCCGCGCUCCGUCUCCCUCCCUGUGUCCGCACUCCGCCCCGUGCCGUCCGCUUACAGCGAGGAGGGCGAGGGAGCGGCAGCCGAGUGGCAGGGCGUCCGGGGGGCGGUAUUCGCGCUCUUAGAGGGCGCGCUGGGGGAAUCUGAUGCUGCACUGGUGGACGCUGCAUGCGACCCCUCUGUGUUUGUGCCGCUGCUGCGCCUGCUGUGGGACUCGCCCAACAGGGAGUUCGCCCUGCGAGUGCUCAUCCUGCUCAUGCACGCGCCCCUGCUCGACCCCUCCGCGGGACAGCCCCUGCUGGAGUGCUUCUUCGACCUCGUCUCCCAUGCCGCCUCCUUCACUGGCGGAAGCAGUGCAGUGGCGGUGACGGGCGAGGGUGGGGAGGAAGGGGGGAGUAGAGACGCGGUUGGGGUGAGGCAGCAAGUCUGCCAUGCGCCUUCAGCCCUGCAUGCGUCUAUUUGUGCUAGAGUGUCAACUAUCCCCUCUCAUUCUCCUCUAUUCCCCCUCCCUCCACUACCCGCCCUACACUGCCCACCUUGCCAGGCAUUGCAGCAGCGGUGUGUGGAGGCGGGGGCGCUACAGCACGUGCUGGCGGUGCUGGAUGCGCGCUACAGCCCCGCGCACGGGCUCGCCAUCACGCUCGCUGCCCUGCGCUGCCUCACCUGCCUGCUCGCCGCCAACCAGGCCGCCAAGGCAGCCAUGGUGCGAGUGGCAGGGGCGGGGUACACGGGGUUGCAGAGGAGGAUAGAGGCGCUCACAGGGGGCAGGGCGGGGCAGGAGGUGCUGGAUGCCGUGCUCUGCCUCGCCACUGACGGUGCCUACACUGCAUCCUCCCACAGCACACGAGCCACCAUCCAGGCACCAGAGAGGCAGGCGGUGGCAGGGUUGCAGCAGCUGCAGGCGAUGCUAGCGGACUCCACAGCGUCAUGUGCGGAGUGCACGCGCGCGUCGCUCAUGUGGCACCUGCUGCACUGGCUCUCCACCCUCGACUCCCUCCCCCUCGCCCCACCCCCAUCCACCGCCGCCGCUGGCCCUGCCACUGCCAUUGGCGCAUGGGGGGACGGCGGGGAGCAGCAGGAGGCGGGGGGGGCGGGGGCGGGGGAGGGCGGGGGCAGGGAGGGGGUGGUGGCGGCGGUGGCGCUGCUGGUGGAGACGAUGGGGCGGCACAGCAUGAGUGGCAAGGAGAUCACGGCCGUGUUCCACCUGCUGCGCCAGGCGGGGGCGGGCAGCCGAGCGCGCCAUGCGUCACUGCUGCUGCGCACGCUGCUGGGAGCCAUCAAGGACGAGGGGCCCUCUGGCUUCUUUGAACUCAACGGCGUUGACUCCGGAUUCAAGCUGCCCUCAGACCUGCGGUUCCCCGGGCCACGGGGCUACACGGUGGUGUGCUGGCUGCGCAUAGAGGCCUUCCCCACACCGCCCGCCUCCGCCUUCCCCGGCUCGCCCCCUCUCAACCCCUGGGCCUUCGACGCGGAGGGGCGCCUGGAGGACACGGAGGGGGGCGCGCGGGGGGGAGCGGAGGCGAGCAGGGAGGGCGCGAUGGCGCUCUUCAGCUUCCUCACGGACCUGGGCGUGGGGUGCAGCGCCUUCCUCACCCCUGAUGACGUCCUGCUGCAUGUAUGCGCCCACUGUCACGCCACAUGUCAUUGCCUGCUCUGUGGAUUCCUUUUUCUCCAUCCCCUCGCGCAUGGUGACGCCGUUCUCCCCAAUCAAACUUAUGCCUUCCGUUGCACUGCCUCCACUGCUAAUCCCCACCACCCCACCGCUCCCCGUUACUUCCCUGUGCACCACUUGUGGCACAUGACACCAGCCCCCCACGCGCGCACGCCCCUAGACGACGACGACGACCCAGCCUCCCUCUCCAUGGCGCCCCCCCUCUGCGGCCAGCUGGGCGCCCUACACGUGCUCGACGACCCGCUCUCCCCCGACCAGGUCGCCGCUCUGCACCGCUUGGGACCGCGCCACGCGCACUCCUUCCUCCCCUGCGAGCUCUCCCUCCUGCCCGGGUCCGCCGACCCCCCUGUGCGCGCACUCUUUGACGGCAAGGACUGCCUCGCUCCGCACCUCACCGUCAGCCUCACCGCUCACGCCACGGCGGGCGGGGUCGUGCUGGACGCGACUCCCUUCUGGGAGCAGCAGGGAGGGGGUGGUGCGCGGCGUGUGUGCGACGCGGUGAUGCUGCCCGGCGUGCAGGUGUGCCAGCGGCACCGCCUGCAGGACGUGCUGUCGUGCGUGGGGGGUGUGGCGGUGCUCUUCCCCCUGCUCAUGCAACUCGACAGUGACGAUGACACCGGUGCUGGGUCAGAGGGCGAGGGGGAGGAGGAGGGGCGGUGGGAGGCGGGGGGCACGCACGUGGCGGUGGAUGUGGUGUGCCUGCUGACGGAAGUGCUGGCAGGCAGUGCGGCGGCUCAGCAGUUCAUGGUGGGCGUGGGGGGCUUCUCCGUGCUCAGCUUCCUGCUGCAACACGUGCACCCCCGCCACCUCACCGUCAGCCUCGUCCUCUCCAUUGAAAGCCUCACUAACAGCAUUGCUGCUGAGCAGGGUAAGAGAAGGGCAGGUCAGUCAGGUAUCCUGCGCGUAAGAAAUUGGUCAAGGAAACUCCCUGGGUGUUUCAGGCUGGUCAAAGAGCACUCGUAUCCAAUCGUACGCAUGGCAGCAUAUGCUCACCCUUCGCCAUUCAGUCACUCCCACGCCCUGCCACUCCUCUCUACCACUUCCCCCCUUGCAAUCCCUUGCCAUCUCCUCUCCUUCCCCCUCCCAGACUCAGCGAUGGCGGAGCAGCUAACGCGGUCAGCAUGGAGUGAGCUGUACCUGCAGCUGUCCCUCUGGAUCUACGCGCCCUACGCCGUGCAGCGCGAGCUGCUCGAGUCCCUGCUGCGCCAGGUGGAGCGCAGCCCUGCACUGCUGCCCGCCGUGUGCCCGCUGCCGCGCCUGCUCGACCUGCUGCGCCGCUUCUACUGGCACGUGCCGCACGGCCGCUCCGUCGCCGGCCUCAAACCCCUCGUGCAUGCCUCCUCGCGUGUUGUGAUUGGCCGGCGCCCUGACAAUGCUGACGUGGCGAAGCUGAGGCUGCUGCUGCUGAGGCUGGCUGAGUACAGCGUGAGGGACGGCUUCUCACUGGCUGAUGUGAGGGCGCUAGCAGCGUUGGUGGAGGGCAGCAAGGACGCCCCCAGUGUGCGAGACGUGCUGCUGGCGCUGCUCUCACUGCUCUCCCGCCCGCCACUGCUCGCCUCCUUCACCUCGCACGUCUACUCCCUCACCGGCUGCCACCUCUUCCUCAACCUCCUCGCUAGGCCAGAGGAGGAUCUGCAGUCGUUGGGCCUGCGUCUCAUCACAGCACUGCAGGCGGAGCGCCGUCUGCGCCUCAUCCGCGCCUUCUCCUCCUCCCCCGCGCCCUCCCCCGCGCCCUCCGCCACCCCCGCGCCCAUCCCCGACGACCUAGUAGCUGCUGCGCUGCUGCACGCGCCCUCACCCUCACCCUCCGCGUCUGCUCUCUCAGGCGGUGCGCUGCCAUCCCCCGGGCCUGGGGGGGGCGGGGAGCGCGUGAGGGAGGACGUGGAGCAGGCGGAGGCGAUGGUGGGCGUGGCUCUGCAGCUCAUG